GGGGACAACAACUGUCCGCCAUCUUUGUCAGUGCUGCCAAGUAUUAUGGGAACGGACACAACAGUAAGUCAGGAUGGCUCUCAAUGUGCCCGGUCUGGCGGUGAUGGCAGUGUUCUACCUUCUAAUCUUGGGCACGGGCAUCUGGGCGUCCAUGCGUUCCAAAAAGGAGGAGAAGAAGUUCAAGGGAGAUGGAAUGGAGAUGACUCUAUUGGCCGGGCGUAGAAUCAACUUGCUCGUCGGCAUCUUCACUCUUACAGCUACAUGGGUUGGUGGAGGCUUCAUCCUUGGUAUAGCUGAGGCAACAUACAACCCAAACCUGGGCGCAGUGUGGGCCCUCAUGCCUGUGCCUUAUGUACUGACCUUCUUCUUAGGUGGCUUUUUCUUUGCCAAGCCCAUGAGAGAGAACAAGUAUGUCACAAUGAUGGACCCCUUCCAGCAGAAGUAUGGGAACACCCUGAGCGUUCUGCUAAUCAUUCCCGCACUAGUGGCUGAUGUCCUGUGGGUGGCGCGCACACUCGUCAGUCUGGGGGGAACUAUGAGCGUCAUCCUGGAUCUGUCCUACGUCUACUCCAUCAUCAUCUCCUCAGUGGUGGCCAUAAUAUACACUCUGCUGGGGGGGCUCUACUCUGUGGCUUACACAGACGUUAUCCAGCUCAUCCUCAUCUUUGUCAGCCUGUGGGUGUGUGUUCCUUUCCUGUUGACCAACCCUCACUCUCUGGACAUCUCACUGACGGCCUACAACCAGACCUUCCAGGCUCCCUGGGUCGGAACGGUGAAGCUCGACGAGGCCGGAAAGUGGUUUGACGACUUCAUGCUGCUGGCUCUGGGGGGCUUGGCCUACCAGGCGUUUUACCAAAGAAUCCUGUCAGCCUCAUCUUACACUCAGGCUCAAGUGACCUGCUUUGCCUCCUCUGCCUUCUGCCUGGUGCUGGGUAUACCCUCUGUGCUGGUGGGAGCUGUGGCUGCAUCUACAGACUGGAACUCAACCAGCUAUGGAUUGCCCACCCCAUAUGAGCGUGACCAGGCAGGCUCUAUCCUCCCUAUCGCCCUUCAGUACCUCACGCCUGCCUACAUCUCUGUCAUCGGCAUCGGAGCUGUCGCUGCAGCUGUCAUGUCCUCCAUGGACUCAGCUCUUCUGUCCUCCGCCUCAUUGUUGUCUUCAAAUAUUUACAAGAACAUCAUCAGGAAGCAGGCUUCAGACCGUGAGAUGCAGUGGGUGAUCCGUAUCUCAGUGGUGGUGGUGGGUAUAGCUGGCACCGGGCUUACCUUCCUGGACAGCAGCGUCCUGGUCUUCUGGCUCGUGGGUGUGGACAUGUCCUACACAAUCAUGUUCCCUCAGCUAGUCUGCAUCCUCUUCUUCAAGGUGUCUAACGGUUAUGGCGCCAGCGUGGGCUACAUGAUUGCAAUAAUCAUGAGGGUCCUGAGCGGCGAGCCCCUCAUUGGCCUGCCACCCGCAAUCAGGUUCCCCGGCAUUCGGCUCGAUGCCGAAGGAGUCUUGACCCAGUACUUUCCCUUCCGCACCACCAUCAUGGUCAUGUCACUUGUGUCCAUUCUGCUGUUCUCCUGGUUGGCGGCCAUCGUUUUCAACAAGGACCUAGUUCCCGAGAAAUGGGAUUUGUUUAAGAUCAAACGCAAGCAGAAACCUGCGGCCAAAGCCACAGACGACAAGAGGACCAGCUCGGAUAACGAAGAGGCCUCCACGGCAAAGCAGCUUCUGGACACCACCAGCCUCUAAGGAGGCUUGCAAAAAUGGAGGGAAGGUGGGCACCGGCCAGAGGCACACAUGUUUGUUUGUCUGGUAAGCAAGAAUUCACACAGGGAACCACGUCGAAGACGGGACAUUGAGUACAGACUCUUUACAGUAUCACAGUGAAUUUGUGACAAUGACAUUUACAUCAGUGGAGUGUGUGCUGAGCUCUCUGGUCCCUUUCCUAAUCCAUUAUCUCAUGGUCUUCUACGCAGAAGGCAGUCAAAACAGAAACCCUGGGUAUGUUACACUCGCACACGAGCUAUAACACAGAGCAAAGAUUUGAACGUAGAUAAAGGCCCAGGUAAAAUACCAUAUCAUCAUAAGCCCCUGUAAUAGAAGCAGUCCACACAUUGAAACCAAAGGCAAAUUCAACCAUAAAACCAUUUGUUUUUGUGUACCUCUCUCUGUGUGAUCCUCUGCAAAUGUUUUGACAAGCAAGACAGGGCUCUUUUUCAGACCAGAACAAAGGAAUGCUCCCCA
This is a messenger RNA of Limanda limanda (common dab), 2230 nucleotides long. RefSeq names its product high affinity choline transporter 1-like. Gene Ontology annotation, molecular function: choline:sodium symporter activity. The record is from RefSeq and is a predicted model, not a curated record. Gene Ontology annotation, biological process: choline transport; transmembrane transport; acetylcholine biosynthetic process. Bases 74 to 1735 code for a protein of 553 amino acids. Gene Ontology annotation, cellular component: plasma membrane. The transcript has 9 exons. Lineage: Eukaryota; Metazoa; Chordata; Actinopteri; Pleuronectiformes; Pleuronectidae.